This is a messenger RNA of Pogoniulus pusillus (Red-fronted tinkerbird), 3094 nucleotides long. Its product is annotated as G-protein coupled receptor 183-like. Lineage: Eukaryota; Metazoa; Chordata; Aves; Piciformes; Lybiidae. The transcript has 2 exons. Gene Ontology annotation, biological process: B cell activation involved in immune response; G protein-coupled receptor signaling pathway. Bases 60 to 1175 code for a protein of 371 amino acids. Gene Ontology annotation, cellular component: membrane. The record is from RefSeq and is a predicted model, not a curated record. Gene Ontology annotation, molecular function: G protein-coupled receptor activity; oxysterol binding.
ACAGUCAAGCCAUCCUGCUAAUGCCCUUAACUGCUCAGAGGAUCUAGGAAGCUUCAGAUAUGUCUACUGAGCUUCCUGCAACAACAGUGAUUACAGAAAUGGACACUUUUACAGCUUCCCAGACAAACAGCUCCAUCUGUGACUUCUAUGAGCACAAAGAUACAGCACGGAUACUACUGUCUGUCUUCUACAGCUCCAUCUUAGUUCUUGGGGUGCUUGGAAACACCAUCGCCCUCACCGUCAUUUUCAAAAACAGAAAGAAGAUCAACUCCACUACCCUCUACUCAACAAACCUCGUCUUCUCGGAUCUCCUGUUCUGCAUUGCCUUGCCUACAAGGAUAGCCUACUAUGCCCUGGGAUUUCACUGGCCAUUUGGAGAAGUAUUGUGUCGAAUAACUGCUCUCUUGUUCUACGUCAACACUUAUGCAGGUGUGAACUUCAUGACAUGUUUGAGCAUUGACAGGUUUUUUGCCGUUGUCCACCCUUUCCGAUACAAGAUCAGAAGGAUUAAAUACGCCAAAGGCAUUUGUGUCUUUAUCUGGUUACUUGUAUUUAGUCAAACUUUCCCAUUACUUAUACAACCCAUGUCACAGGAAGAAAAAGAAAGGACUACCUGUAUGGAAUAUCCAAACUUUGAAAAAAUUGCACAUCUACCACUUAUUCUUCUUGCUGCCUGUUUAGUAGGGUACCUUAUUCCCCUGGGGAUUAUACUGUUUUGUUACUCUCAAAUUAGCUGCAAACUUUUUCAAACAGCCAAGGAAAAUCCACUGACUGAAAAAUCAGGGAUAAACAAAAAAGCCAUCAACACCAUCAUAUUUGUAAUUAUAGUGUUCGUCAUCUGCUUUACCCCUUACCACGUUGCAAUCAUACAACACAUGAUUAAGAAGCUUCAGAGUGAGCCUUCAUGCACUGAGAAGAAAAUCUUCCAGAAGUCACUCCAUUAUACUGUGUUUCUGAUGAAUUUUAACUGCUGCCUAGAUCCUUUCAUCUAUUUCUUUGCAUGCAAAGGAUACAAGAGAACUGUACUGAAAAUACUGAGACGACAAGUGAGCGUAUCGCUUUCGAGUGCUGCCAGGUCACAUCAUGAAGAAAGCUCACGUGAUGUGGGAGAAACUCAAAUGAUGGUACUUGCAAAAUCUCCCAAUGGGAAGCUACCUGAGAAAUCAGAUCUGUAGUACACUGCAGUUAGAGCAAGUUCAAAUAUCUAGGGUCCACUGUAAAAAUUCUUAGUGCUCCCUGUACAGCAGCUUAAGUAAGAUUCCCAGGAUGUCAGAAAAUCAAGGACUGAUGUUGGACUGAAAAAACUCGUCACAGGACAGCAGGAAAACUCAGCAUUAUAAUUUCCUAGCUGUGUCAUUGCGACUGAUCUCAUUUUUUUCCAGGAAAUAUGCACUAUUGUGAAUGUUCAGAUUCCAUACUGCACAUAGAAAUGCCUGGAUGUCAUUAACUCAAGUAAAGACUCAGUGUGGGUGUCUGAGAAAGGAUUAAACACAAAUACCGUACAAUUCAGACUGAUUACAACCAGAACACCUGAAAACUGAAAGACCCCUAGCUGAGGUCCAAUUACAGCAAUGGUUUUGUUAGCCAAGCCACGUAAGCAAAGAAAAUCAAACUGUGAGAUGAAAUGGACAAUUUAUGUGCAUAUUUGACUGUCACAAGUUCUUAGUUUGUAGCCCUUUGGAGGUGAAAUUGCUUUUUGGGACAACUCAUGUAGAUAAUACUGUCAAAUGUAAUCACGAAAAGUUAAUUGUUUGGUUCUCCCCAACACUGAAUAUCUCCCACAUGUUAAAUUACUCAUCUUUGCAAGGUGCAUUAUUGUUCUAUUCCUUUUCCUAAAGGAGAAUUUUUCUUUCUAGUGUGUAUUGUAAAGAGUCUCUACUGCAACUGUAUAUAAAUUAUUUAUAAACAUAAAAAAUAAGUUGAAGCAAGAGACUGUAAUACGAAAACUGUUGGAGUAGAUAAUCUCUUUCUGGCCUAGGCUGUUCUGUGAUACAGGGUUCUUCAGAACUUCUGCUCAAAUCAGGCAUGGACACAAGACAAACUUUGUAGAAACAGGAAUGGGCUGCCCGGGGAGGUGGUGGAGUUGCCGUCCCUGGAGCUGUUCAAGGCAAGGUUGGAUGUGGCACUUGGUGCCAUGGUCUAGCCUUGAGCUCUGUGGUAAAGGGUUGGACUUGAUGAUCUAUGAGGUCUCUUCCAACCCUGAUGAUACUGUGAUACUGUGAAAUGUUCACAGUUGAAGCCACCAAAAAGUAAAUUAAUUAAAUCUCAUGGUGUGAGAUGGUCACCUCUUUUUCAGCACUGUUUACAUGGGAGAUCAAUAAAUGAGAAUAGCAGGACUAGCUGGGGAAGAACAAGCUUUCCCAUCCUGUGUUCAUUUUGCUUACCUGGGAUCACCUUGGGCAAACUGAAAUUGGGCCAGUAGAGACCAAAUGACUUAAACACAUCCUGCAGGAAUCAGCUCAAUACCAAUUGAGUAUCCAGGAUGCAUGCCCUGGGUUCCUGCUGUCAUGCCCUUCCGUCAUGUCAGUUUCCUUCCCUACUUCAUUCCUGGCCUCCCUGUCUUUUCUUUUGUCUUCUGUUUUACUCACAUGCCUUCACCUAUCAACACAACUUGGGUUAAUUGUACCAGUAGGUCGUGAUGGAAAAGCAAAAUUAAAGAAUGUCUGGUAAUUACUGGCAAAACCUAUGCCAGAUGUCAGAAUGAAAGUUAUUUACUGCAGCUGACUGUCUCUGGCAUUGAGGUUGUACUGGAAGUCAGAUGAAGAUAGUUACAUUUGUCAGCUUUGCAGUUCCUUCCUUCCUCACGUGCUGACCUCUGCCUAGCUGCAAGCAUGGAGGGGUUGUUAUCUGAACAGCAGUACGGAAACAUUAACUUAACAAUUACUGUUUUAUGGGAAAGAAAACGCAAAGGACUCUAUUUCCUACCAGUUAAGUGACCAAAUUAGAGUUUCUAAUUACAAAAGACACUAUGCAAUACAGGAAAACUGAGUAAGAAAAACAACAAAUGACGUUUAACAGAAGUUCUCCUUAAUUCUGUAUGCUAUUAGCAGUUCUGUUCUUGUCAGCUCUUUUAAUAAACUAUUUUAAAUUACUA